CUUGAGCCAAAGAAGAGAGGAGGUGGAGCCCCGCGUUAGUUUGCGGGUACUAGUUGGAGUUUAGUCUUUCUUCCUCCGCAGACAGGCAGCACGUCGUCCGCGUUUUAAUCUCCAAAAAAAAAAAAAAAAUGAACGGCUUAGACGAGGAACCCAUGGCGCCGCAGACCUUCCUUUACGGUUGCGUGCUGGAAGCUGGGAAGGAGGUGGUGUUCAAUCCCGAGGACGACGACUUUGAGCAUCAGCUGGAUCUGAGGAUAGCCUGCGUGGACCCCAGCACGAAAGAUGAACUUCACAUGGUGGAGGUGGAAGGACAAGACACAGAGGGUCAGAAAAUCAAGGCAGCGCUGGUCUCACUGAAGCCCUCUAUCCUGCCCAGCGUGUGUCUCGGCGGUUUCACGAUCACGCCUCCAGCGGUUUUCCGUCUGAAGGCAGGUUCCGGCCCAAUCCACAUCACCGGACAACACCUCAUCAUGAUGGACGCUGAGUCUUUUGAAGAUGAAGACGACGAUGACGAAGAAGAGGAGGAGGAAGAGGAAGAUGUGAAAACAUCGAAGAAAAGGCCGGCCUCCUCUCCUGCCAGCAAGUCUCAGAAAAAGAUGAAAAUGGACCUGGAUGCGGAGGAUGAUGAUGAUGACGAGGAUGACGACGAGGACGAUGAGGAUGAUGAUGAAGAUGAUGAGGAGAGUGAAGCAGAAGAGUCACCCGUUAAGCCCAAAGCAAAACAAGCCAAACCACAAACCCCUGCUCAGAACGGCAAGAACGGCAAAGCCGCCACUCCAGCCAAGCAGACCCCUAAAGGUAAAGGUGACAAGUCCACCCCGACAACUCCCAAACCAGUUUUAACUCUUCCUGAGAUUAAAGCCAAGAUGUUGGAGGCCGUGAAGAAGGGGACGACAUUACCUAAACUGCAGCCCAAGUUUGAGAACUUUGUGAAGCACGGUUAUAAAGUCACAGAGGCCAAGGUUGUCGCCGAGCUGUGGAAGUGGAGACAGACGGUGACGGAUGCUAAAUAACAGUCUCCAGUGUUUUAUUGUCUCCUAAUUUUUUUUGUUUUGUUUUUUAUGACUUGUUCAUACCCAUAGCAUCUCUCAAAACCCUCUGAAGCCAAACUCUGUGCCUCACAUCAUAAAUUCAAAGUCUAGUCCCGCUCCGCCUGCCCUCUAUGAAGAGACUAGAGAGAGACAGUGAUGUGGUCUGUUUGAUUGUCUCCAUCAUCCUGUCAUCAGGGCAGAGAAAUGAUUCGGUUUGUCGAACCCACUUACAAAUUUGCAUCUUUUUGUAAAUGUGUAAAUAAAAUUCUCUCUAGAUUGUUGGAACCAGAGUAUGGAGGAUAACUUAUCUGUUUUUUUUUCUUAUGGGUACGUUAAAGUUGAUUUGGCCUCAUGCAGGAACAAUAAAUCAGAAUAUUACACACUUUAAAAAAAAAAAAGCACAAACAUCCCUGACCAAACGACACAUUCAAAUCUGAAACGGCCAGUAAAACAUCAGCUAAUCUUGGCCAGGGUCCCAUCAUAAAGCUGUGUUUUUGGCUGACAUCAGCAGUAAUGAGCACAAGUGAUAUUGCUUUAGCAAUAUUGAUUUGUCUAGUGCCAUCAUAAACAUAAAAAGAAGAAACUUUGCACUUUUUGAGAUGUUUUGAAUGUUUAUGCUGUUGUGAGAUUCUUACAGUGAAGAUCCUGUGACAAACUGUCCGUUUAGGAACGCCGCACCAGAAUUCAAUUACCGUCCAUAAAUCAAGCAUUUGUAUAAAACAGAGUGCAGUGUGACAAAUGAAGCAGCGGAGAUGUGUUUUUUUUUUAAACUUCCUAGUAUGGCCAUGCUAAUGGCUCAGUACUGAACUCUGUGACUGAGUUCAUGAAGGAAUUUUCCGGCGUUUUGUUUCCCCCCCAUUACAAGUUUCUUCUGACUCUCCAAAGCAAAGGUUUGCAGGUGUUAUAACGUUCUAAGACCUGUCCUCAAGUUCAAAUGUUAGAAAUGUUGAUGCCUCUUGUAGCAGAAGAUCAUUCCAUGUUCAAGAAACGAGUGUAAAUUAGUUUGACUUAAAACGUGCUGUGGGUUUGGAUGGACUGAGAUCUGAUUCAAAUAAAAUGUGGAAGUGUU
Larimichthys crocea (large yellow croaker) is the source of this 2100-nucleotide messenger RNA. RefSeq names its product nucleophosmin 1a (gene npm1a). Gene Ontology annotation, molecular function: histone binding; RNA binding; chromatin binding. Lineage: Eukaryota; Metazoa; Chordata; Actinopteri; Sciaenidae. The transcript is spliced from 11 exons. Gene Ontology annotation, biological process: ribosomal large subunit export from nucleus; chromatin remodeling; ribosomal large subunit biogenesis. The coding region runs from base 129 to 1013 and encodes 294 amino acids. Gene Ontology annotation, cellular component: nucleoplasm; centrosome; cytoplasm. The record is from RefSeq and is a predicted model, not a curated record.